AUGAAGCAUUUGAAGAGACAAGGGUCGAGGAGUGAGUAUGACGCGGAUAAAGAACAAGCAGCUUGCGCGGAAACUGUAUCGCUCACUGAACGAAUGAAAAACUUGGAGCUUACCGAAUCUGCCAUGAGAAAGCUCGCCAAUGCAAAGAAGAGAUUCGAACGAGCUCGUGAAAUGGCAACAGAUGCCUUUUCUAAUGAAGCACUAUCACCACAUGACCGCAUCUUGGCAAUGCAGUACCGAGUGAUGGCAACAGUAUUAGAAACAAUAGACCAUCCCGCGGAUGCUGUAGCACCAUGUAAAGUGUGUAUUGAGGAGCUAAACGGUCUGCCAGUGGUUCAGCAAAGUCUUCAACAAAAGCUCAGGAAAGGAAUCAGGGCAGUGAAGAGAUUAUUUAACAAAGAAGAACGACGGAGAGUUAUUUCCGAUGUCUGUCUUAUCAAUCGUGUCGCCUACAAUGUCACACAAACAGUAUCCAUUAAAGAACCAUUGCCACAAUGGCCCAUGAUUAAUACAGGAAAGGAGAAAGUUAAUCUGCUGCGAGACUGGAGAGUAACAAAAAUACUUUGUAAACGAGGUAUGGAGAACUGUAGCUUAUCAUGGAAUCUUGGUCAUGAUGGCUUAGAGGAGCACGGGUUAAAUAAUCCGAGUAGUAUUGCUACCAACUCAGGCGGGCAAUAUAUUGUAGCAGACCUUGACAAGACGAUCAAGGUGUUUGAAAAGAGUGGCAAGUUUGUGCAACGUUUCAAAAUUCCUCCUCUUAUUGAUGACAGCGGUAAAGAGCUAUCGAUUAAAACCAUGGCGGUUCAGCUAGCCACGGACAUGAAUGACAACAUUUAUGUCCUGAUCCAAGAAAAGUCGAGAACGCAGACUGGAUUUUUAAGUUUAACAAGACCGCUGACCAGCAUCACAAGUUUCGUAUCAGUUCAAAGGGCGACGACUUAG
Messenger RNA from Pocillopora meandrina, 942 nucleotides. The record is from the annotation of a GenBank genome assembly. NCBI's taxonomy places the organism in Eukaryota, Metazoa, Cnidaria, Anthozoa, Scleractinia, Pocilloporidae.